UCAUAACCUAUAAAGUAACAGCUGAAAAAAAUAAUACGUGAAAUAAACAAAUAUUUUUAUUUAAUUAUAUGAAUUAAUGAAUUAUAUUGAUUAUAUUUAUUAUAUUCAUUCUAUUUAUUAUAUUACUUGAAAAUAAAGUGAAUUCUCGAGUAGUGAAAAAUGAGUGAAUUUAGUUUUGGACUUGUACAAAUAUUUAAAAAAACAACAAUUAAUUUAAUGUUUUUAUUUACUUUAACAUGCAUUUUUGCAAAUUAACAACAUUUCAUUCGCGUAAAAGAUCAUUCAAUAAUAGUCUGUAAAUAAUUUUUGAACAAUUGAAAAAAAAUAAGUCAUUGUAAAUUCAUAUUGAAAAAAUAAACGUGAAUAUGAGUUCGAAAACUGUAUUUGUUACUCAAGAAGGGCCGGCGAAUGCUUUAGCUCUCAGUAAAGACAAUAAUCAAGUUGUUAUUGCUGGUCGAAAUGUAUUUAAAAUAUUUUCUUUACUGGAGGAAAAAUUCGAAGAAUCCUGUAAUUUACGAGUAGGAAAAAAUUUAAACCUCAAUUUUUCAUGCAAUGAUGUUGCAUGGAAUCUUUUGGAUGAUCACAUCUUAGCCACAGCAGCGACGAACGGUGCUGUGGUUGUUUGGAAUUUAAAUAAGCAAUCUCGAUCAAAACAAGAUCAUGUUUUCGUUGAUCACAAAAGAACAGUCAAUAAGGUCAGCUUCCAUAUUUCUGAACCGACUUGCUUGAUAUCAGGAUCACAGGAUGGUACAAUGAAGUGUUUCGAUUUGAGAAUUUCGGAAGCGACCAAAACAUUUUACAGCAAUACGGAGUCAGUACGUGAUGUACAAUUUUCGCCGCAUCAACCUCAUACAUUUGCAGCAGUCUCGGAGAAUGGUCACGUUCAGCAGUGGGAUUUACGUCGACCUGAUCGAUAUUUUCAGCAUUUCGCCGCUCACAGUGGACCGAUAUUCUCCUGCGAUUGGCAUCCGGAAGUCAAUUGGUUGGCCACUGCUUCCCGAGAUAAAACAAUAAAAGUUUGGGAUUUGUCGACGAAACCAGCUUGCGAAUAUAUGAUUCACACAAUAGCGUCAGUUGGCCGAAUUAAGUGGAGACCUCAAAGAAAAUUCCAUAUAGCAAGUUGUGCUCUCGUUGUUGAUUGCAGUAUCAACAUUUGGGACAUUCGGAGACCUUAUAUUCCAUUUGCUAGUUUUAAUGAACAUAAAGAUGUUGCCACUGGAAUUGCCUGGAGAGGAGAUCCUCAAUCCUUCCUUUCGACAAGCAGAGAUUGUACGCUUUUCCACCAUAUUUUCAAAGACGCAACUAGACCAGCGAGUAAAGCAAAUCCUCAAGGAAUGGCUUUUAAUCCAAAGGGUGAUGUCGCCUACGCCUGCAAAGUAAAUGUGAAUGCUCCCACGGCGAUAAAGCAACUCACAAAUAUUAUGAGGAAAACUCCAGCUAGUAACGAUACUUUUUGUUUGGCGUCAAGUACAAUGCACAGUUUUACAAUGAACGCUCCUCGAGAACCAAAGUGGUUUAAAGCUUGCGCCGAAGGUUAUAUUUUGAGUGGACGAUUAAAUGAAAUUUGCGAUCACAAUGCUGCCGUUGCCAGUGAAGCUGAGAGAAAUGAAGUAAGCACUGUUUGGCGUAUCAUUAAAACACUCUACGCGAAUCCAUUGGGAAAUAUUUUAAAAACUCCACCAACUGUUUCAAAAGAAGACGUUGUAAAUACUAUGAAUUUGACUCAAAUUACUUUGGGUAAUGCACACGAUCAGGCUAAUAUAGUACACGAGAACGAUGUAAAAUCUCUUCAAGGCGAAGCUCCUGGAAUCAUCAGUGGAGGCGAUGAUGAAACUGAAACUGACGAGACUCCAGACAAUCCCAAUUUUAUCGGACCCAUUUUACCAAGACAUUUUACAGAACGCUACUAUCGGAGAUCGUUUCCCGGCAAUAAGAGGCAGCAAAAGGGAGAUUUUCUGUUUGGCGAUGGGGAACUAGAAUCAGUCAGUAUCGAAUUUACAGGCGCCUUUAUGGAUAACAUGAUAAACAAUGACAAUGACUGGACUUUACCGAAAGAGGCAUUUCCGCUCCGACAUGAAAUUCAAGACAGAUCACCACCUCCAGAACAAUUCCCUAAUCAUUCACCAGAUAUAAAUGACGAUACAGUUGCCGUGAUGGUUGAAGAUCAACCGUGUCAAUUGAUAGUCACAUCAGUUCGCAAGCCAUCAUUUUGGGAUCCAUCGCAUCUCGUGGAGAAAGCUCUUAAGCAUCAUGCAGCUCUCAGAGACAUUCAGACGACUGCGUCGGUUCUAAUUGCCCUCGGGGAUAAAAGAAAGAGUUUAAAUAUUGAAAGUGCAGUGCAAGAGCAUUGGCUUCUGGAGUACAUUGAUAUGCUUGGAAGGUUCCGUCUCUGGGAAGUUGCUACUCAGAUAAUACAACUUGCUUGGAUUCCGUCAGUUUCCCAACUGAAUCAACAAUCAACGACAAUUCACGCUUGCUGCACAAAUUGCACAAAACCUUUGCAAAGAGCUGGCUGGUUGUGUGAUCGUUGUCAUACUUCGAAACAUGCCCUUUGCUCCAUUUGUCAUCAGGUCGUUCGAGGCGUAUAUUCCUGGUGUCAAGGCUGUACCCACGGUGGUCAUGUAAUUCACAUGGCAGAAUGGUUUGACAAAAAUCGCCAAUGUCCCACUGGAUGUGGACAUCUUUGUGAAUAUACAUAGUUUUUGUUUUCCUUAUUUUUCUCUCAUCAUUAUAAAUUUUCUAUUGCAAGAUUAAAACUAUCAAUUUGUAUAUAUGUAUACAAAUAAUAAUUUUUAAUUAUGUAAAUCAUUGAAUUCCUUAUUUAAAAAAAAUUGUAAAUAUUCACGAACAAAAUUAGUUGCUGUUUUAAAAUAUGCAAGUAAAAAAAAUUAUCAUGUUGAACGAGAUCGAACUUAAAUCACCCCACAGGUUUAAGUAUAAUCUCAUUUGUAUUGUGUAGAUGAUUAAUAUAUUUUUAUAUUAUAGUAUUAAAUUAAUUAUGUUUCAUGUGUAUUUAAAAAGUAGAAAUAAAAAAAAACUUUUACAUAGAUGAA
Messenger RNA from Leptopilina heterotoma, 3053 nucleotides. RefSeq names its product GATOR complex protein WDR24 (gene Wdr24). The transcript is spliced from 12 exons. The coding region runs from base 366 to 2699 and encodes 777 amino acids. The record is from RefSeq and is a predicted model, not a curated record. Lineage: Eukaryota; Metazoa; Arthropoda; Insecta; Hymenoptera; Figitidae. Gene Ontology annotation, molecular function: protein binding. Gene Ontology annotation, biological process: positive regulation of TOR signaling.